Halichondria panicea is the source of this 2688-nucleotide messenger RNA. RefSeq lists its product as uncharacterized. The transcript has 2 exons. The record is from RefSeq and is a predicted model, not a curated record. Lineage: Eukaryota; Metazoa; Porifera; Demospongiae; Suberitida; Halichondriidae. Gene Ontology annotation, molecular function: protein binding. Bases 35 to 1105 code for a protein of 356 amino acids.
UCAUGUGAUCUGCAAAUUUAGCUCUUGGCUAAAAAUGGCUAGUGACAAAAAGUCUAAAGCGGUACUUCGUUUUCACAAAUCACCAGUUGCAAUCAACAUAAGACUAAAGACAACAGUGACUCUGACCAACUGGGUACGCCUGAACAAUGCCCCCCUCCUCCUACCGAGAGCAUCAGCCGUCCAAUGGAAUGACUACAUCUUUGUGCUAGCUAGUGAUGGCACAGCAUUGCUCUACCAUGCUACAAAUGCUAUGUGGUCUGUUCUAAUAAGCUGCAACGAAACACUGCCACCAGAAGGUCCCCCACCACUAGCCCUGUACAAAGGUGAAGUCAUAACUGUAUCCAUCAAUGGGACGGUGUUAUGUUAUAGUAAACGUGCAAGUCAGUGGAAGGAGUGUCCUGAGCUUAAAAUGGAUUUAAAAUACAGCUACAUUCACUCCAUUGCAAUGAUGAGUGAUAGAAACAACUUGUAUGUUAUCAUGUACUAUGGUAGCCGAUCAAAUCCAAUUUAUGGCUCUCAGGCAUGCCAUGUCUUUAGCUACAGCUCUGGUCAUAGUUGGGAAAAGAUCAGUGAUAUGGAAGCUCCACGCAGUAUCACCUUUAAAUCAGCAGCACUGGCUGGCUCUUCCCUAUACAUUCAAUCAGGGAAAAAGAUACACAAGCUAGCAAUCGAAGGCUUGAAAACUGCCGAGCUGGUACCGGAGCUAUCACCAGCAAAGAAACAAAAAACAGAAGAAUUCGUGCAAAUGACAUCACCAAACAUGCCUCCUUUAAAAGGAUCAACUCUUCACGCCAUUAACAACGAGCUAUUCUCUUUCGGAGGGCGGGACGAGAACAACCAACCAACAUCUGACGUGUUACGAUAUAACCCCGACACUGACACCUGGGAGAGUGCCGGCUACUUGAGGAGUGCUCGCUACAAUGUUGCUGUGGCAAACGUUGAGAUUGAUACGAAGAAAGAAGUUUUUGUACUCGGAGGAAGCUUUGGGAGCAAGAGCUUACAGACACCGCUCAAGGUACAUGCACCAUCGACAAUAUCAAGCACGACAUCAUCGAACGAUGAUUGGGAAUGUUCCACAUCGAUGAUGGAGAAGUGUGUAGUAUAGUGACUAUAGUGCUGACUUACUGUAUAGUUAAUAAUUAUAAUACAUGACUGGUAGCAUCAAGAUAGUAAUUGUAUGCGUAUACAGUAAUGCAGGCAGUUAGUGUUUCAGUCAAUAUUAUAAACAUACUUGAGUAAACUAAGAACAUACAAACACUUAAUUACUAGAUGCAGGACAUUAUCAAUGAAUUCACUCACUGCAACUAUACACACGAUUAGUUACACCCACUUUUAGUUCAAAAUCACGAAACAAGAGCGGCAAUGGCUUCACUAGACCCUCCCCCUGUCACACCAUCGAAGGUGACUCUGACCAACUGGGUACGCCUGAACAACGCCCCCCUCCUCCUACCGAGAGCAUCAGCCGUCCAAUGGAAUGACUACGUUUUUGUUCUAGCUAGUGACGGUACAACACUGCUAUAUCGCAACAAACAUGAUAUGUGGUCCAUGCUGUCUAAAUCACCCUAUACAAGUGACAACCUUGCCUCAGCCUUGACCCUGCAUAAAGGCAGAAUUCUGACGAUGUCUUUGAAAGGAGAAGUGUCUACAUUUGAUUCCAAGCUGUGCCAGUGGACUGCGCUUAAAGAUAUGAACAUGUCCGAGGAUAGUGGACCACGAAUCAUUGUCACUGACAAUAACAUUCUCUACUCUGUUGUCAACUUAAAAUCAUCGGUACAGCAACGACAACAUGUUAGUGGGUUAAACCAACAAGCUAGCCAGUGCACUGUAUUCUCGUAUGAUCCAAGCUCUAAGUGGGUAAAAAUCUGUGAGUUUGGAUCAAGCCCUCUCAAAUCUGCAGCAGUGGUUGGUGGAACCUUGUUUGUUCAUACUGGACAAGAAAUGUUCAAAUUGACUCAGCCAACACAACUAACAAUGCAGUAGAAACGAAAGUGGUAGCAAAUCCAAAACUAGAAGAAAAUACAAAGCUACCAUCAGCGCAAAUAACCACUGAGUUUAAAUUAGGUACGCAAGCACCGGCCACCUUCAUUGCACAAGCACCAACAGUACAAUCUACUAGAAUUUCUGGAAAACAAACCAUCUUCCCCAAAAGAUUCCUGGAAACAUAUUCACUCCACAGUUCGCGACAGCUUGUGCCAGUCCUGCGUAUGCGGGAUCAACUCUCCAUGCCAUUAAAGAUACUCUCUUUUCUAUCGGAGGGCGGGACGAGGACAAUCAACCAACAUCUGACGUGUUACGAUAUAACCCCGACACUGACACCUGGGAGAGUGCCGGCUACAUGAGGAGUGCUCGCUACAAUGUUGCUGUGGCAACUGUACAAGAUACGACAAUGGAUGUGAUCGUGCUAGGAGGGAGCCUCGGAAGCAGUGAGCAUAUCAUGACGCAACGACUGAACCUGCCAAAUGAACCUGUAGUACAGGCAUCUUCUAAUGGUGGUUUGUUCGGCCGGCCAUCCCCACAACGUCCUCCUACCUGGGACAACAAGACUAGCAUCAUAGAGAAAUGCACAGUCAACUAAACUAAGAACUACACAUACAACUAGCUAGUGUUUAAAUAUGUAGCAAAUAUUUUAUGUUGUGGGAUUGCCUUUUAUAGUAGUGAUUAAAUGUAUUUUAAAAUUUGUAGCUAUAA